Cottoperca gobio is the source of this 2097-nucleotide messenger RNA. RefSeq names its product bestrophin 1 (gene best1). NCBI's taxonomy places the organism in Eukaryota, Metazoa, Chordata, Actinopteri, Perciformes, Bovichtidae. Gene Ontology annotation, molecular function: chloride channel activity. Bases 1 to 2097 code for a protein of 698 amino acids. The record is from RefSeq and is a predicted model, not a curated record. The transcript is spliced from 8 exons.
AUGACAGUAACGUACUCGCGCAGGGUUGCUGAUGCAGGUCUGGGGACCUUCUUUCACCUGCUCCUGCGAUGGAAGGGCAGCAUCUAUAAACUGCUCUACAGAGAGCUCAUCAUCUUUACUGUUCUCUACUACUUCUUCAGUAUUGUUUAUAGGUUUGUGUUAAAUGAUGACCAGAAGAGGCUGUUUGAGAAGUUCUCAAUAUACUGCGACCGCUAUGCAGAGCUCAUCCCUGUGUCGUUUGUGCUGGGUUUCUACGUCACCUUGGUCGUGUCACGUUGGUGGGGCCAGUUUGAGAACGUCCCCUGGCCGGACCGCUUGGCAGCAUUAGUUGGUGGUCAUGUUCGCGGAGAUGACGAGGCCACCAGGCUGACCCGACGAACUCUGAUGCGAUACGCCAACCUGUCUGGUGUGCUUAUUUACCGCUCUGUCAGCACAGCCGUCUACAAGAGGUUUCCCACCAUGGAGCAUGUGGUGCAGGCAGGUUUGAUGACGUCAGAGGAACUGAAGCACCUGGAGGACUUGCGCUCGCCUCACAACAAGUUCUGGGUUCCCUGCAUGUGGUUCGUCAGCCUGGCUCUGAGGGCUCGGACCGAGGGUCGCAUCAACAACGAUGUUGCACUCACAGCCAUUCUCACUGUGGCGACAGUGGCGGUCUACAGCUUCUUCCUGGCUUGUCUGAUUGGCCGUCAGUUCUUGGAUCCAGCUCAGGGUUACUCCGGACACGAUCUGGACUUCUACCUGCCUGUUUUCACCCUCCUGCAGUUUUUCUUCUAUGUUGGUUGGCUGAAGGUGGCUGAGCAACUCAUAAACCCUUUUGGUGAAGAUGAUGAUGACUUCGAAACUAACUGGCUCGUUGAUCGCAAUUUACAGGUGUCCUUGUUGUCUGUGGAUGAGAUGUACGACAGCCUGCCGCUGGUGGAGAGGGACAUUUACUGGAAUGAGUCUGAACCUCAGCCUCCCUACACUGCUGCCAGUGCUGAACACCGCAAACCCUCCUUCAUGGGCUCAGCCCUGGAUAUCAGUGUUACUAAGGAGGAGAUGGAGUUUCAGUCAAAUCUGGAGCAAAUCAAAGAAAACGAGGAAGCCAACUACUCCACCCCACUGCUCGGAGGGCUGGGUCGUCUCCUCGGUGUCCAGUCCCCUAACUUUCCUCGCUCCACCCGGGUCUCUCUGCUGCGCCGCCGGCCGGGAGCUCCAGUAAGCCGCUUUCCUCUUUAUCUGCACCCAGAGGCGCCAUCGACUCCGAGUCAAGGCCGCCAUCCUUCGAACCACGAGCGAGAUCCAGACUACGCCUUCUCCACCAUGCCCUUGUAUGAGAGGCCGGGUUUCUAUAGCUGCCCACAAACACCCAUCCAUUGCGUGCCCCCUACGGUGCACCGCCCUCGACCUGCCCGGCGAACUCAGAACGAGUGGGACCGCAGCUGCAGCUCCCUCGCUCAUCCAUUGGUGGGCUCGCAGCUGCUGUCUCCCGACACCCCCAACCACGUCCCACCACCGCCGUCCUCUGCGUUUCCCUGGCUGAGUGGGGAUGGCGAGGUGCCGAGUGCCCAUACCUUCUCUUUUCCUGACCCUCCACCUCAACUCUGCCCGAUAUCUAAACUCAGACCUGGACACGGCCUGCUAUCUCGCCGGCCUCCACCUCCCCGCCUUACUCUGGACACCCUCCACUCAACUGACUGCCAGCCCGGACCCCAAAGUGCUCAGACUGCAGGAAGCGGGGGAGAAAGGGUGUUCUCGUUCACUCCUCCCUCUCGCACAGCUGCAGCAAAUCCCAGUAAUCCCACCAGCAGCUCCAGCAGCAUUAACGCAACAAGCACCAACAGCGCUGGCCCGACAGGAAGUCUCUGCAAUGGUACAAGUCACACUAAUUUUAGCAACCAUGGAAACUUCAGCACCAACAUGAGGGCCAGCAACGGGGGCACCAAUGGCGGGCUGAGCAACAACAUGAACGCAGUUUCCACUUCAGCAUCAUCGCAGCAGGAAAUCAAUCAGCAACACUCGCCCAAUGAUUCUGGAAUCUCAUUGGCUGAAGGGGACCUGCUGGGCGUUUUGGUGGACAGUGGCGUGAACAAGGCAGCGGGAGCGAGGGAAGAUUGA